CUUGAAUCAAGGAAGUGAUCAAUUUUUUGGCAUUAUCAACAACAUCACAUCAUUUUGCUGUUAGCCUGAAGGUGUGCGCGUGUGUGUAUGCGGUACAUUUACAUGGAUCGUUAUUCUACAAACCAUAAAUGGCAGUGACACUCACCGACAGUCGUUUUCACGAGAGGAUAAUAGAGGAGGUGAAAGCAGAGAUUCUGCCGAAGAUUGCGCCCAAGUCAAUUCUAGAUCACAUGGGGAGUCUAAUAUCAGUGGAGGAUAAACAGAGAAUCACACAAAAGUGCAACACAGGGUGUGAAAUCGAAGGUGCUCGAGAGUUAAUGGAUGUCCUGCAUAGAUUGUUCUCGGAUGCGUUUGUGAAGUUUGUAGAAGCAGUGAAAUUGACGGGAGCUGGAGACAGUGGUAAAUUAUUGGCAGGAGAAUUGUACCGCCGUGUUCCAGACGAGUAUAAGAAGAAAUUUGAUCACAUUUUCCAAGAGGAAGGGGAUGGCAACAACUGUGGGAGCCAUCAAUAUAGCAGUUCUGGAAUGAAAAUGUUAGAAGAACUACCCAGCGGAAAGGUUAAAACGCUGAGCAAAAUCUUGGAUGAAAAUGGAGAAUGGGAAGAACUUGUACCUGAUGAAAAACCCCUGAGUGAAGUCAACAGAAUGAAAGAGAGCAGGAGUCCGUCCAGAGAGUUGUUAAGCAUGCUUGUGAGAGACGGUUGGACUGAACAAAGGUUUGUGGAACACAUGAAGAAUAAGCUGAGUGAUGAGGUCUACAGUAAAGUUUGCCACACAGCCGACUGGAGUUAUCUCCCUUGCAAAGGUAAUCCCAGAUGGAUUGUCUCAGCAUUAUUUUGUUCUCACAAGACCCUGUACUAUCUGUGUAGCUGGUAAACAACUGGCCAGAUGCUGAUUUCUUAUCCCCCACCGUAUGUAAUACGGGCUUAUAAAGUUUUUCAGAAUGUCUCUCUGUCAGUACAUCCGUCCGUGGGGUAUCCUCAUUUAAAUAUGAGGUUUGGAAUUUAAUGAAGUGAGAUAUUAUCAACGUAACUCCUUCUAAAGUUGCCCCAAAUGACCACUGUAUCCUGACAAUGGACCCACCAGUCAGCCUGCUCCAUGGCCAGUCUCUGUAUGACG
Liolophura sinensis is the source of this 1118-nucleotide messenger RNA. RefSeq lists its product as uncharacterized. The transcript has 4 exons. NCBI's taxonomy places the organism in Eukaryota, Metazoa, Mollusca, Polyplacophora, Chitonida, Chitonidae. The record is from RefSeq and is a predicted model, not a curated record. The coding region runs from base 129 to 875 and encodes 248 amino acids.